AUGGGAAGUAGUGAAGAGUUGGUGUUUUGUGUGGAAACACAAAACACAGUUCCUGCACCAUUUCUCACAAAGACUUACCAGCUUGUCGACGACCAUCGGACCGACCACAUUGUGUCUUGGGGUGAAAAUGAAACCACCUUUGUCGUUCGGAGAAUCCCCGAGUUUGCCAAGAAUCUUCUCCCCAAGUAUUUCAAGCACAACAAUUUCUCCAGCUUUGUCAGGCAGCUUAAUACUUAUGGAUUUAAGAAAGUGGUAGCAGAUAGAUGGGAGUUUGCAAAUGAGAAUUUCAGGAAAGGAGCGAAGCACCUUCUAUCAGAGAUCCAUAGAAGAAAAACCCACAGAAACCACCAUGAACGACAACGACAACCUCAACAGUUGUUUCUCAAACCAGAAGACAGCUUCGGUUGGAUCGAGUCUCCAUCGUCAUCUCCGACAGGAAGCAGUACUACCGAUAUUCUUACAGCACUUAGCCAAGAUAACCAGCGACUACGCAGAAAGAACUACAUGCUAGUAUCUGAACUCACUCACAUGAAGCGCCUUUACAGUGACAUCAUUUAUUUCAUCCAAAAUCACGUCAAACCAGUGCCUUGUCGGCCAAACGACAAAAUCAUUGAAUUGGGUGGUCCAUUACAAGAUUCAAUCCAUAUUUCCAGCACUGAAACUGCUAAAAUCAGCGUUUUAGGCAACUCAUCUUCAGUGACUCUAUCGCAGGAGCCAAACAACAGUACCGUGAAGCUUUUUGGAGUUCCUCUCAUUGAUAACAAACGGUAA
Molecule: messenger RNA, 771 nt
Organism: Hibiscus syriacus
Lineage: Eukaryota; Viridiplantae; Streptophyta; Magnoliopsida; Malvales; Malvaceae
Product: heat stress transcription factor B-4-like
Exons: 2
Coding region: 1-771 (256 amino acids)
Biological process (GO): regulation of transcription by RNA polymerase II
Cellular component (GO): nucleus
Molecular function (GO): RNA polymerase II cis-regulatory region sequence-specific DNA binding; DNA-binding transcription factor activity
Source: RefSeq, a predicted model, not a curated record